AUUUUUUUGUUUAGUAAACAGCUUGGAAUCAGAAUAAUGUCUUUCUGGUUGUUUCUUUUAUUACUGCAACAAGUAUCAUCUCAAAAUUUUGGUUCUCUUUCUCCUCUUCCGAAUUCUGGUGUCAGAUUGUUUCUUGGUGAGGAGAAUAUUACUAUUGCUAAUUUCUCAAUGAUAGCUGCUGGCCUGUUUCAUGAUAUAGAUGUUGAUAGUCCUGAUGGUAAUGCUACUAAUAAUCCUAUUAGUGCUGAUGGUCAGAAUGAUGGUUUGUGGUGUCAGAGUUCUCUUAAUCAAAAUAUGAUAGGAACAUGGUAUUAUCCUGAUGGAACAACUGUACCAUUGGGAUUUGGUAGUCCCUUGUUUGCUAACAACACUGCUACUGGUCAAAUUGGUUUGUUAAGAAAUGGAGGAAUAGACAUUCAAGGACUGUACAGCUGUGUUAUACCAAAUGAAGAAGGAAUUAAUCAGACACUGUAUGUUGCUGCUUAUGGUAAUACUGAUUUUAUUAGAAAUGAUGAACUUCCAGUUAUUGAUAGCAGUAGUCCUUCCUUCCAGCUCCUCUCAUCAGUUGAUGCUGAUCCUCCAGUGUUUAGUUUGUCAUUUAAUGUCACUAAUAGAUCACCAACAAUAGUCACUUGCUCUGUUGAUAAUGGAAACCAGUUUAAUGUAUCUGAUAAUGACCUGAUACAUACUGCAGCAACAGUUAAUAAUGAUGUACAAGUACAAGUACUAGUAACAUUUAGAAUGAGAAUGUCUGGUCUUUUUAAAUGUUCUGCUAGUACUGACAGAAUUACAACCACACCUUUAGUAUCUACUACUAUGGCAAUGAGGAAUAUUAGUGUAACUGGAUCUCCAUCAAACUUGACCUACAGCAGAGACAGUCUUUUCUCAGUUACACUAGGUUGGUCUCCCUCAGCAGUGAUUAGUGCUACUCCUCAGUAUCAUGUCUUUGUUAAUAACAGUAAUAAUGUUAUUUUAAGUGACUCCACUUUGACUCUCUCAUUACGUCCUGAUGAUGAAUAUAAUAUUGGACUAGUAGCUACUGGUGAAGACUUACCUGGUGAAAUAAUCACUGUCACUGUUUCUCAAGAUGAAAAAGACAUAUUUUUAGAUACUUUAGAGCCUACAAUGAUAUCAGUUAAUGAUAGUGUUGUACAUACACUUAUUCUUAACUUCAGUUCAUUAAAAGUAUCACAAGCCGGAGAUUAUGUUUGUGGAGCUCUAUUGAAUGAUGGGGCUGGUACUAUUAGCAUAACAUCAAAUUAUUCUGUGUCCAUACAAGGGUUUGAUUUCAAUCACGUUGAUAUAAGUAUCAAUAUUUCUUCUGUUCCUGUUGCUGGUAAUACAUUCAACUUAUCUUGUGUUAUACUUGUACCUCCUAAUUUUGUUGAGGAUCUUAUUAGUGUCAGAUGGACUUAUGAUUUAGAAGCAUCUCAAGAUGUGACUAGUGAAAACAAUGAUGCUACACUAGUACCUGUUGUUAGAAAUGGAAAUAUAUUCACCAGUGUACUUACACUUGAUCCAGUCAAAACAAGUGAUGCUGGACAAUAUUACUGUCAAACAACAAUUAAUGUAUUCAACUAUGUAGAUUAUACUGACAUAGAUUUAACUGUUCAAACAUCUCCUCCCAGUGUAUCAAUAGUAGCUGAUCCUCCAACUGGCCCAAUAUAUGAGAGUACAAGUUACUUACUAACCUGUACAGCUACAGUAAACACUACAAUAGUGAAUACACCAGUAACUGCUAGUGUAGUAUGGACUGAUCCUAGUGGUAAUGUAAUACCAACUAAUGAAACAAGACGUCAAGUGAUACCUCCAACUGGUAACAGUCUUGUUAGCAUGCUAUUGUUUCAACCUAUUGAUACUGGUCUUAAUAAUGAUGGAGGAGCAUAUACCUGUCAAAUGAUCAUCAAUUUGAAUAACUCGUUAAUAACAUUAAGUCAACCUACUAAUACUACCUUUGAUGUUGCUGUUGAAAGUCUUCCUCUGAUGACAGUAAAUUUCUCAUCAGUUGGUUCAGUUGAAGUUGGUCAGAAUCUAACUAUAACAUGUACCAUAACAGCAGUUGAGAGAUUGGUAGUAACACCAUCGAUUACUUUCAUAAAAACAAAUAAUACAGACAUGGAAAUGCUCUCUGACUUAAAUAGACCGUACACUAUCACAACAGAUGGCACUGGUUCAGUUACUAACUAUACUCUAAUACUGGAUCCAGUGAGGUUUGAAGAUUCUGGAAUGUAUACAUGUAUGGCUGAGUUUAAUGUAACUGGUUUUAAUAAUACCUAUGAUUCUAGCACUGCUACUUAUGAUUAUCAAGAGGCUAGUCAUGUCUUUAACCUACUAAUAAAAUUGCCUCCUUUCAGCGUAUCGAUAGUUGCUGAUCCUCCAACUGGUCCAAUAUAUGAGAGUACAAGUUACUUUCUAACCUGUACAGCUACAGUAAACACUACAAUAGUGGAUACACCAGUAACUGCUAGUGUAGUAUGGACUGAUCCUAGUGGUAAUGUAAUACCAACUAAUGAAACAAGACGUCAAGUGAUACCUCCAACUGGUAACAGUCUUGUAAGCAUGCUAUUGUUUCAACCUAUUGAUACUGGUCUUAGUAAUGAUGGAGGAACAUAUACCUGCCAAAUGAUCAUCAAUUUUAGUAACUCAAUAGUAACAUUAAGGCAACCUACUAAUGCUACCCUUGAUGUUACUGUUGAAAGUCUUCCUCCAAUGACAGUAAAUUUCUCAUCAGUUGGUUCAGUUGAAGUUGGUCAGAGUCUAACUAUAACAUGUACCAUAAUAACAGUUGAGAGAUUAGUAGUAACACCAUGGAUUGCUUUCAUGAAAAUGAAUGAUACAGAUAUGGAAAUGCUCUUUAACUUAAAUAGACCAUACACUAUCACAACAGAUGAUACUGGUUCAGUUAUCAACUAUACUCUAAUACUCGAUCCAGUGAGGUUUGAAGAUGAUGGAAUGUAUACAUGUAUGGCUGAGUUUAAUGUAACUGGUUUCAAUAAUACCAAUGAUCCUAACACUGCUACUUAUGAUUAUCAAGAGGCUAGUGAUGUGUUUACAUUGAUUGUUAACUGUACCAUUCUACCCUUUGUAGCUACAUCUGUAACAACUAUUCCGGGAACAACAAGUGCUAAUAUAUCCUUUAUUAUACCAAAAACUUCUUAUGCAAUUGAAAUUUAUAGCAUCAGUUAUACUGGACAAUAUUUUCAGGCAACACAAGCAGUUUCAAUGACUAGGAUGAGUUCUAGCUUUGUUAAUAAACCUAUCACAAUAAUGUUGACUGGUCUUGAGGAAGACAAUGUUUAUCAGUUUACAGUUGAUUCUAGCAACUGUUUAGGUACAACCCAAACUGGAGUGUUAAAUUUUACUACACUGCCGGCAUCACCAGUUGCUUCUCCAGUGGAUUGUGCUAAUAUAACAUUUUUAUCAUAUAAUGUCACACUUGCCUGGACUGCACCAGCACUAAUAGAUCAAAAUGGAGCACCAGUUGGUUAUAAUUUAACAUGCAUGAAUACUAAAGGUGUAUCAGUUAAUGGAUUGAGCCCAACACAAACUUCAAUGAACACAAUGUUCACUAUUACUGAUGUUAUGCCUUUUACUGGUUACACUUGUGAUCUGUCAUUCAUUAAUGUAGUAGGAGAAGGACCAUUUACCCAGUGUGCAUUUGAAACAGCUCAAGAUACACCUAAUGAUGGACCACAGAACUUUGUUUCUUCCCCAACAAUGACAACAGUUACAUUUAUGUGGAGCAAACCAUCAAUACCUAAUGGAAUAAUCACUGAGUAUAAACUCAGGGUUGCAAACGUUGAGACAAAUAAUGAUACAGUUCGCAGCAUACCUGUACCUCCUGGUCAAAUUGAUAUAAUGUACACUGUUGAUAUGAAAGGAUUCUUCAGUGCUUAUAAUAAUUACACUGCCACUGUCACUGCUAGUACUGUCAUUGGGUUUGGGCCCAUAUCUACUACUAGGGGAAGGACACUACCAGACAUGUCUAGUCCUCCACUAUUAAAUACAAGGAGUUUUACUAUAUCAAAUACAGAAUUCACUACAAUAGAAUCAAUUGAUAAUCACACCAUUAAUGUUACAUGGUUUCCUCCUACUACACCAAAUGGACAGAUUAUGAACUAUACUAUUGAUGUUAAUGAAUAUAGUGGAGCUAAAUUAUUAAGACGUACAGUGACUGAUGUUAACAAGGAUAAGUUUACUGAUUUAAUUUAUAAUACAAUGUUAACCCCUGGUGUACCAUAUACUAUCACUCUGGUUGCUUAUAAUGAAUUUGGUAGAGGAAUGCCAAUUGAAGUCACUGUCUUUACUAAAAUUUUGACUCCUAGUGUAUCUCCAUCAGGCAUUACAGUGAUCAGAUCUGCUGAUGGUAAAAAUGUGACAAUAACAUGGAAUCGUAUUACUUUGAAAGAAGCUCGUGGCUUCUUUGAAUAUACAAUAAGACUAUCAACAAAAUCCAGCAGAAAGAGACAGACAGGAGAGUUAGCAUACAGAGUUCCUUACACAGAUACCAGUUAUACAGCUACUGGUCUUAAUGGCCAGGCUGCUUAUGCUGUAUCAAUGGGUCUGUCUGUUGAUGAUGGGCUUGGUCAGGGACCUAUUGCUGGACCUACUAGCAAUCCUAUUGAGAUAGCCUCCCCAGAUCCCUAUACUUGUAUCAUGGAAACCACAGUCAGUACUGAUCGUGGUAUGUUUGAAUGGCCAGUUACAGCAUUAGGCAGUACAGCAAAUGUGUCAUGUCCUAAUGGUCCUACUGGAGCUGUUGCAACUAGAAGAUGUGUUACUAAUAGCACAUGGGAAUCACCUAACAUAACAUCCUGUGCAACCACUGAGGUAUCUCGUGAAUUUAGAAACAUAUCAAAAAUAAAUAUUACUACUGACAAUGUAGUAACAGUAUCUGAGAACCUAACUAAUCUAGUGGUCAGUACUACUGAUACUGCUGAUCAGAAUACUGACAACAUUGAAGUAGUGUCUACCAUAUUAAACCAAACAGCAAGACUGCUAUCAGAUCCUAUGAUAGUCAUGAGCCUGUCAUCAUCAGAACUGUCAAUGACAACAGAGAACACUGUACAAAUACUAGACAGCAUAGAGGAAUGGUCACCAAAUGUGUUAGAGACAGAAUCUAACAACAUUAUCAAUUCUUUUGAGAGAAUUGUGGAUGCAUUAAUAAAUCAAGAUAAUUUUACUAAUAUAACAAUUAUAGAAGAUGACAUUGCUUUAAAAGGAGAAAGAUUUCAACAAUCAGAAUUUAGUGGAAUAGUAUUUACUGCAGUCUCUUCUGGUAGAGUAUAAUUUUUAGAUAAUGAGAUUGUAUUCUUUAUGCUUUAUUGUGUUAUUUUGAAACCAAAUUUACUCA
This is a messenger RNA of Amphimedon queenslandica, 5353 nucleotides long. RefSeq lists its product as uncharacterized. Gene Ontology annotation, biological process: cell-cell adhesion. Gene Ontology annotation, molecular function: G protein-coupled receptor activity; protein binding. Bases 37 to 5289 code for a protein of 1750 amino acids. NCBI's taxonomy places the organism in Eukaryota, Metazoa, Porifera, Demospongiae, Haplosclerida, Niphatidae. Gene Ontology annotation, cellular component: membrane. The transcript has 21 exons. The record is from RefSeq and is a predicted model, not a curated record.